GGAGACGCAGCGCAAUUUAUGCGCUUUUAGGAAAAACAGAAUGACCUACUGCUUUGUGGAUGAAACUCGAAGCACGAAUGGGUUGCUACAAUUCUCAGUGGAGACAUGAGAACAUGAUGACUUUCAGAAAUCCUCCUUCUCAUAAACACUUGACAGGUUACAUGCGCGUGAGGAACCGGAGGGAAAACUGGUUGGCGGUGAUUCUGCUGAGAGUGUCGAGACGGGACUUUGGAUUCUGUCUCACAGCGCUCUUUAUAUUCUGCCUGGGAUCUGUGUUAUAUCAGCUGAACGGAGGCGCACCAAACAUACUGCUAAAUGUUGGUAAUUACCUCGGGAGAUUUGCUGAUGGACCAGUAGCUCCCAGAGCCUUACCUUUCCCAAGUCAGGUUGUUUACAACAGAGUCGGUAAAUGUGGAAGUCGCUCUAUUGUUUUGUUGUUGCGUAUGUUGGCCGACAGACAUCAGUUCACCCUCAUUUCUUCAGAUAUUCACAACAAGACCAGACUCACAAAACGUGAGCAGGUGAAUCUGAUGAGAAACAUCAGCACAACUCCUCAGCCAUUUCUCUACACUCGACAUGUACACUUUCUCAAUUUUAGCAGGUUCAGAAUAGAUGAGCCUGUGUACAUCAACAUCAUCAGAGAUCCAAUCAACCGAUUCUUAUCCAAUUAUUUCUUCCGGCGGUUUGGUGACUGGCGAGGAGAAGAGAAUCAUGUUGUUCGGACGCCCGGGAUGAAGGAAGACGAGAGAUAUUUAGACAUUAACACAUGCAUCUUGGAAAGCUAUCCAGAAUGCUCGAAUCCAAGAUUGUUCUACAUUAUUCCGUAUUUCUGUGGGCAGCAUCCUCAGUGCAGAGAGCCGAGUUUAUGGGCACUAGAGACGGCUAAACGCAAUGUUCUAGAACAUUAUCUGCUAGUGGGAGUGUUGGAGGAACUGGAGGAUGUCUUACUUUUGUUGGAGAGACUCCUUCCACACUUCUUUUCAGACGUCUACAACAUCUACAAAAGUCCAGAAUAUAGGAAGCUGGGCAACAUGACGGGCACCAUCCGCAAACACUCCCCAAAUCUAGAGGCCUUGCAGGUGCUUUAUCAGCGCAUGGAAUACGAGUACAAAUUCUACAACUUUGUCAAAGCGCAGUUCCACCUCACCAAGAGAAAGAUUGGUCUGAGAACAGGCCCACAACCCUCCAGACUUUACACCAGCACGAUUCAGAGGAAAGACCUACAGGAAGAGCUGGAAAUAGAGGAACCAGAGGAUUCACUCACCUGGGUGGAAUCCUGAGAGAUGCUAGAAGACCAAAUCCACACUAAUGAAAACGCAUCUCUCAUCCACACUGGAACAGCAUUUUCCUCCACCGAAAGCAAAGACUUGUGAAAAUGUUCUCUAGUACUGCAUACUUUGGAAAAACGAUGACUUUUGGAAUGUGGAAACUUUUGGAUUGGAUGUGACCAAAUAUAGUGGAGAGUGGGGGUAAGAUGAACCGGUGGGUAACCGUACAUAUUUUUUGUCAUGUGACCUUGUAAGCAGGACGUAUCCAUCAUUUCUAUCUGGCUGUGAUAACGAGAAGCACAUGGGAAAUUAGGGAAGUGUGUUUUUAUACAAAAAAAAGUGUUUUUUUGCUGGCCAAAUAUUUUUUUUUUUUACAUUUGAGGUUUACUGAUUGAUGUGCCACAGCAAAUUUAUUCAGAUAUGAAAUCAUGCAUGGGGGUGUAUGUCUAGUGUAUAAAUACCCAUGAUUUGAUUAGCACAAUAUUAGCCCUGAAGCACUAAGCUAGGUGCUUUUUUCCAAAAUUGUCACUAUGGGGCAAAAUGAACUGAACAGUCUGUGGAAAGUUGAGCCACUGGUUUUUACUAAAAACAAAUUUGUUGUAAAAACUAAAUGUUCUGUUUAUAAUGUUUGCAAUCAAAAGAGGACCUAAAGGAGUAUUUCUUUUUUCCGCCAAAGAUUUACUGCUAUAAGUUUGUAUAGAAUAUGUGAUCUUAGCUUUCCUACAGAGUCUGUUUCACCAUAAAACUGGACAAAGCUCGAAAAAACUGUCGCUGGUGUUCAUCUGUACCAAGAUUAUAAUUGCACUGUAUUGACAUUCUUCAUUCUUAAACUGUAAAAUUAUUUACUUUAUAAUGACCUGAUAGUCUUCUUGUAAAUUCUUUGAACAAUUCUAACUUAGUGUCACAUAGCAAAUGUGAAUCUGCUGUCAGACUAAGAAUUUCAUAUAAAUGAAGUACUCUCAAAAGUCUGAAUUUCUAUUGUUUAAAUAUAAAUAUAAAAAUAUGUGAAAAGGGUGUCAUUUCUGCAACGCUAGUGGCACCAAAUGGAAUUGCACAACUGAGAUGUUUUCAUCCACGUUUUGCGUUGUUUCGCACACAGUGCAUGAGUACGUGCAGACUGUCCCUAAACUCAUGACAGAAGUUAGCGUUGGGCCUCUCAAACAAUUCACGUCAAUUUUAUUUGUAUAGCACUUUGUCACAAUACACAUCGUUUUAAAGCAGCUUUACAGAAGCUUAAUGUCUUUGUAUCCUAUCCACUGAAAAGCUUUAUAGAAAAUCAUGCUUUAUUAUCUUUAAGCUUAUCUUUAUUAAAACUUCAUAAGAUGAAUCAGAAUCAGACUCAGCUUUAUGAAAAAUGUAUAUAUGCUGAUAUUAUUUUUGUAUAGUAUGUAUAAUACAAGUGAUGUAGUCAUUGAAUAGAUUUCAGUGAUCUGAUUUUUCAACAUGACAGUAAGGCAGUUUUUAAUACUGUAAUGAUAACAAUUAAAUUGUGAGUAAAUAAUACAUUGGUGGCGAAAUGAAAUUAUAGGAACGGAAAUUUAUUUUGGAUGCAAAACAAUGUCAUUUGUCUCUUACUAAGUUUAAAGUGCCAUUUGUUCAUUAGUAUACAUACUUGCAGAAAUACAAUGGUUCAAAUCUAGCAGCAUAAAUCAUUGUAA
Molecule: messenger RNA, 2926 nt
Organism: Myxocyprinus asiaticus (Chinese sucker)
Lineage: Eukaryota; Metazoa; Chordata; Actinopteri; Cypriniformes; Catostomidae
Product: uronyl 2-sulfotransferase
Exons: 8
Coding region: 60-1280 (406 amino acids)
Cellular component (GO): membrane
Molecular function (GO): sulfotransferase activity
Source: RefSeq, a predicted model, not a curated record